CACACAGCAAUCGUCGUGUCACUUUUUACCUUUAUGCUCAUCACUGUCCAAGGCGGACAGCAUAGCACUACAAACGCUCGUUAACAACUACAGGCUAUUCUAUGAAUUUUUCUUCGAGGAGAAGAUACCAGUUGCGCUCAUCGUUACUCACCUGGAGAGGGAGGAUCCCAUGGACGAUUGGUACACACGAAACAAGGGGUCGUUCGACCGCCAUGCAAUCAAACUUGAAACCAGGGCCAGCUGAUGUCUCUGACUUGUACAAGGACCCUCUCGUACAGUGGCAACACCGAUGGUACUUCGUCAUCCUGACCAUUUUCGGGUACUUGCUUCCAAUGGUCAUUCCUGGUUUAUUGUGGGGAGACUGGAAAGGCGGAUUCUUUUUCGUUGGUGCAGUCCGUAUGACCGCGCGCUACCUGAUACCUCAGCAGUUCAUUGUGAUCCAGCAUAGACUGUCUUACUGCCUCUGGGGCGAUGAUGGAGGGGACAUUGGAUAUGAGCGCUGAGUACUGAGUAGACCUAACCAGGGCUUCAGAGAAGUGAGAACUAUAGUGUUGGCACGACGACGGACAACCCGCCAUUUUCAAGGUUUCUGAUUCUGCACGUUGGGACAUUAAAGAUUAUUGACACUAACGGCUACUCGUCUAUAUAAAAAUCGAGCGGCUCUGCAAUAAGUUA
This is a messenger RNA of Suillus clintonianus, 675 nucleotides long. RefSeq lists its product as uncharacterized. NCBI's taxonomy places the organism in Eukaryota, Fungi, Basidiomycota, Agaricomycetes, Boletales, Suillaceae. The record is from RefSeq and is a predicted model, not a curated record. The transcript has 2 exons. Bases 102 to 503 code for a protein of 133 amino acids.